Molecule: messenger RNA, 1101 nt
Organism: Lecanosticta acicola
Lineage: Eukaryota; Fungi; Ascomycota; Dothideomycetes; Mycosphaerellales; Mycosphaerellaceae
Source: the annotation of a GenBank genome assembly
AUGGCGGCCGCUCCAGGCCGCAUACCCAUCACGGUCAUUACAGGCUUCGCAGGCUCCGGCAAAACAACACUAAUCCUCAAUCUGCUCCCUCAACUCCGAAAAGAAAACCCAGGCUACAAACUCGCCCUGAUCAAGAACGAAAUCGGAGACCUCAAUGUGGACUCCCAACUCGCCGCCGCGGCGGAAAUGACCGCAACCCAAGAACUGCUGGGGGAUUGUAUCUGCUGCACCAAUGUCGGGCAAGUCGAAGAUGCGCUCGCUCAACUCGACCGCGAAAGCCAUCCGGAUCGAAUCAUCAUCGAGACUUCCGGAUCCGCGGAGCCUCUGAAACUCGUUCUGGAGAUUAACCGGCUGGCCAAGGAGACUGCACGGUAUGAACUCGACGGCAUCGUCAGUGUCAUCGAUGCCGAGAAUUGGGGCGGAUACGCGAAUACGAGUUUCACGGCGAAGCUGCAGGCGAAGCAGACGGAUCUCAUUGUUAUCAAUAAGUGGGAGGGCUUAGGGGAGAGGGAGUUUGAUAUCUUCCUGGACCGCCUGGGGGAUUUGGAUGUUGAUACGCCGCAGACGAAGAGCGAUCAGGGGUGGAUUAGUAAGGAAUUGCUCUUUGGGUUCGAUCAGAAGAUGGCGCGGGCUUGGCUGGAAGAUGGAGGGCACGAGCAUGAUCAUGAUCAUAGCAAGGACGGGGACAAGCAUACUUCCGAGGUGGAGUGUCUUUCCGUUACUUUGCAGUCUGAGGAUCCGGAUGCGAGUAUGGAUCUGAAGAAGUUGGAGCGGUUACUUCGUUCCGCGCCGAAGGAUGAGGUUUACCGUAUUAAAGCUGUGAUGCACAGCACAGGUACGCCUACCCAACCCGAUGGAUCUGCGGUCGAUGGAAAUGCAUCUGGAGGCAGAGAGCGGUAUAUCUUGAACUGGUCCUUUGGCCGUUGGACGUGGUCUCGGUCGUCCACAGAGAACGACAGCACGGCGGUACCAGUCUUGAGGAUGUCCAUUUUCACCGCGCCGUAUGAGAGCACCAAAUGGACCAAGAAAGUCGAGAGUGGAGACUUCAUCAAAUUGUCGGAUGAGAAAGAAGGAAAGCUCGAGGUGAAGAAGGUCCAAUGA